Molecule: messenger RNA, 1786 nt
Organism: Tachysurus vachellii
Lineage: Eukaryota; Metazoa; Chordata; Actinopteri; Siluriformes; Bagridae
Product: protein rapunzel-like
Exons: 2
Coding region: 966-1649 (227 amino acids)
Source: RefSeq, a predicted model, not a curated record
UACAAUUUUUUUUUUUUUUUUUACAUGAGUUUAUCCUGAAAGGCAUAGACGUAGUCUCUAUAUUGGGCAGCUGCAUAACUUUAUGUAAAAAGCAAAUCUUUUUUAAAGAUAAAGCAGUGUGGUGAAAAAUGCUAUUGAUGUGUUAAUUGGUUGUAGUCUGUGAUAAAUAAACAAAUGUUUACAAACUUUGAACAAUUCACUGUUUCAUGAAAAUGUAAAUAUAGUAUUAAACUCUCCAUUGUUUAAACCUCAGGACACAGAUGCUUCCAUCCUAAAGAGCUAAAUGUGUCUAGAGUGAAAUCUCAUCUCACACACUACUGUACAUUAUCAAUCCCUAGCCCUAAUUCCAUCUAUUCUCUAUCCUCAAUUUCUAUAGAAUAAAACAAUUAAAAUAAAUUCGAUCAUUUCCUAACAUUAAAUGUUUGCAUUCACACAUUUGAGGAGUCAAAGAUUAAAUAGCCUUACCAGAAAAAGAGGAUUAAAGAGAACCAGUCAAGACGGCUGUGAUAAAAAUAUUAAUUUAAUGAGCAAUAAUCCAAAAUGUAAUCAGUGUAAAAAAAUAGUAAGAAGCAAUCAUAAAUAGAUCAAAGAAUAAUCUAAAUAAAAUCAAUGUUACGUCCAAAAUAAUGGCAAAAUAACCAUUUCCAAAGAAUCACAAAGUAGUUUAGCUAAAAAAAGGAAUGUUUCCCACCCCUGAUCUUUAAGCCUGAAGCAGCUACCUACGUUUCAUUUAUUUGUAAAUUGGGAGAUGUUACAUCUAACUUAGGUCUGUCUGCAUUAGUGUGAAAGCAUGUAAACACAGGAAGUUAACUUUUUAACCACUUUGUGGUUUUACUUCCUCCACACCUUCACUGACACUAUUUUCCCAUUUCAGCUGUUGAAGAACCGUUCUUCUGCAUCAGUUCUCAGGCUUCACCUGCUCUCUUUCUGCCAAAUUCCUCCAACCGAUAACUCUGUUUUAGGCCAUGGAUGACAUCGAGAUCUCAGAGGACAGAGACAAACUGAAGCGAGGCCUGGUGAAGGCACUGCAGUGUGUAUCCGCCAUCUCGUCCGCAGCUGCUGUGGUGAACCCCAUCUUCGGUGUGGUAGGCUCACUGAUUCGCGUCAUCCUCCACCAUGUGGAUGACGAGGAGAUUCAGACCCUUCGACGUGAGUUUGUCAGCGUGAACCGAUCAUUGGAUGAGAUUUCGAGGCAAAACCAGAGCACGUUGCUCCAGAUCAAGAAGGAGACACUGGACGGGCAAUACAACCAAGUAGAGAACAACCUACGCAACCAGUUCCGUAAGUUUAUGGAGGUGGUGAAGGCACGACCCGAGCAUGUGGAGAGCAAGCGCAACGAUUUUGAGGAAAGCUUUGCCAACGACUUGGGCGACCAGAACCUGCACACACUCUACGAUGGUGUAAUGGGCAAGCCCAAGCUGUUCAGCCAGCCCAUCCUCGACGUCUACAUGACUUACUCUAAAGGAGAGAAGAGAGUGAUGGAACGCCUGUGCACACACAUCACCUACCUGUUCUGCAUUGGCCUCAUCGCUCUGAUGGGUUACGCCACGAUCAUCGGUGAUGACGAAGAGGGCCUGAGAGAGGAAUGGGCUGCGAAGAUGGAGGAAGUGCAAGAGAAGAUGCAGGAGGUGCUUAGGAAGUGCAAGUGAUUCCUUUCACCUUAUUCACUGUAAAUUAUUUCAUUAAUCAAGGGACAAAAUUGUAUAAUGGCACAAAAUUUGUCUACUAAACAUCUCAAAAUGUAAAAUUCCUCAGAUAUAAAAUAAACCGUGUUUUAAAGUUUAAA